UCAUAUUACUAUUUUUUUCAUGAUAUUAUUUCUUCUAUGGCAUACCUGUGAUCGACCCUCGGAUCUCUCUCUCUACUAUCAGUCCAUUGCUCUAUAAGUCUAUGCAGUAUUGAGUAUGCUGUAUGCAACAAUUUUACCGAUUUCUCUCUUCUGGUUAUUCUGUACUACCUGCUUCCGUAUUCCUUCUUGACAAUGAUAACAUUGAUAAACACAAAUGAAUGACAAGAUAAAGUGAACUGUUUUAUUUAUUUAUUAUAUUUUUUUCAAAUGCCACCAAAACAGAGAAAAAUUGCCAUCAUGGGCUACCGGUCUGUCGGUAAGUCGUCUUUGAGUAUUCAGUUUGUUGAAGGUCAAUUUGUUGAUUCCUACGAUCCUACAAUUGAAAACACAUUUGUUAAAACUACCAAAGUAAACAACCAAGAAUAUGAUCUGAAAUUAGUAGACACAGCUGGACAAGAUGAAUAUUCCAUACUUCCGACACAAUAUUCAAUGGACAUUCACGGCUAUGUGUUGGUUUACAACAUAACAUCUGCAAAAUCGUUUGAAAUUAUUCAAAUAAUAUAUGAUAAGUUAUUGGAUAUGACUGGUAAAGUACAUGUUCCUGUAGUUUUGGUUGGAAACAAAAAAGAUUUGCAUAUGGACCGUGUAAUUAGUCAAGAAGAAGGUCGUAGAUUAGCAGAAUCAUGGAAAGCAGUAUUUCUUGAAGCUUCAGCUAAACAGAAUGAGUGUGUAGCAGAUAUAUUCCAUACUAUGUUAAUGGAAAUUGAAAAAGCUAAUGGAAAUGUGCAAGAGAAAUCUAGUUGCUGUGUAUCAUAAGAUUAUUAAAGUACAUAUCAUUUGGGCUGUUACUUUGAAUUUUUAAAUGUACCUUGUUUGUGCAAAAAAUGAGUGUAAUAUAUUCAUUUAUUAAUUAUUAUAUGUAUACAAAAUUGUCAAAUGUUGAAUUUUUGACAAUACGUUUUAUAAAUAAUGUAAAUAAUCGUCUAUAGUUUAUUUAAAUUUUUUACUUUUUUCUACUAUCUGUUUUAUAAAUGACAUUAUGUUAUCAUUUCUAAUUUGAAUUUUUUUAUACAUACUUUUUUUUCUUAUAAAUAAUUCCAU
This is a messenger RNA of Adelges cooleyi (spruce gall adelgid), 1101 nucleotides long. RefSeq names its product GTP-binding protein Rheb homolog. Gene Ontology annotation, biological process: small GTPase-mediated signal transduction. The transcript has 5 exons. The coding region runs from base 268 to 816 and encodes 182 amino acids. NCBI's taxonomy places the organism in Eukaryota, Metazoa, Arthropoda, Insecta, Hemiptera, Adelgidae. Gene Ontology annotation, molecular function: GTP binding; GTPase activity; GDP binding. The record is from RefSeq and is a predicted model, not a curated record. Gene Ontology annotation, cellular component: plasma membrane.